This is a messenger RNA of Arvicanthis niloticus (Nile rat), 899 nucleotides long. It is a transcript of the gene Bloc1s2, whose product is annotated as biogenesis of lysosomal organelles complex 1 subunit 2. Gene Ontology annotation, molecular function: gamma-tubulin binding. The record is from RefSeq and is a predicted model, not a curated record. Lineage: Eukaryota; Metazoa; Chordata; Mammalia; Rodentia; Muridae. Gene Ontology annotation, biological process: endosomal transport; lysosome localization. Gene Ontology annotation, cellular component: BORC complex; gamma-tubulin complex; BLOC-1 complex.
GGGAGGCUGGGUCCGUAUGCGGGAGCCGGUGUACCUGUCUGCCGCGUCAGGGCAUUGAGAUGAAAGUUACUCCUGAGCAAGGGAACAGAGUUGGCGGUUCAGAUGAUGCUGCGGUGGAGACAGCUGAGGAAGCAAAGGAGCCUGCCGAAGCUGACAUCAGUGAGCUCUGCCGGGACAUGUUCUCCAAAAUGGCCACAUAUUUGACUGGGGAACUGACAGCCACCAGUGAAGACUACAAACUCCUGGAAAAUAUGAAUAAGCUGACAAGCUUGAAGUACCUUGAAAUGAAAGAUAUUGCUAUAAACAUCAGCAGAAACCUGAAGGACUUAAACCAGAAGUAUGCUGAACUACAGCCAUAUCUGGAUCAGAUCAACGUGAUUGAGGAGCAGGUGGCAGCUCUCGAGCAGGCAGCCUACAAGUUGGAUGCUUAUUCAAAAAAACUGGAAGCCAAGUACAAGAAGCUGGAGAAGCGAUGAGAGUCGAGUUCCUGUGGCUCAAGUGUCUGUUAAUGUGGAAGAUGUUUUAUAACCACUAAAUCCCGAGGCUGGCGAAUCAUCACAGUUCCUCAGAAGAAAAUGGCUAGUUAGUACCAAGGCCACACAAUACUGGAUGAACUGGAGGGCCGUGGCUGCCCUGGAGUCUCCUCUGAGGCGGUACCUCUCAGAAACCCACACCUGGAACUCCUCACUGUUUACUUGAAUGCUUCACCAUCCAUCCAAGAUGGAGACUCUAGAGUUCAGUGCAUACCUGGGCUUGCCAGUAGAGUCCAGCAAGGGGACCUGCUUCCCCUGGUAUUGGGCAGUUGGCAUGUUAUUUUCUAAAAUGGCUGUUUUGUUUGUUUUGUUUUCUACUGAUGAGAUGAUGUAUUGUUAACAAGAUUCUAAAUUAAAAAGGAAAAC